AUGGCACUCAGAGACGAAUCUCGCGAGGCAGCUGGAGCACAAGAAGAAGAAGAAGCCGAGAAGAGGCUCCUGCGGAUGCGUCCUCUCCUGAUUCGCUUUCCUGCAUGGGUAGACAUAUGCGGCGGCGGGAGAGCGGCUCUAAAUGCCGUUAGAUUUGUGCGGCCGAAGGCUCGCCGACGCCACGCCCACCUCGGAAAACCGCCCAAGGCGUGGUGCACCUGCGUCUUGCCUCGAGGAGCAGCGCCACCGUCGUUCAGCCACAGUUCAGGACGCAUUCCCUCCGACGUGGAGGGAUGCCAGAUGACGUCACAGUUCACGAAGCUCUUCUCCUUCAUCCUCGCCAACGUCCAUGACCCCGCCGCUCCUGACGACACAGGUCCUAGAUUUUUUUUUUUCAAGUUUUGUAUGACUGCUCUUCAGAGGUUGAGUUUAUCAUGAGAUCGUAAACGCAUUUUUCUCAGUCCCUAGUUUAAACUUUUCUAUGAAGCUCCCAUUGAAUACCUUCGCAGACUCUUUUCGGUUCUGAACGUAUUCUGCAUUCAUUGAAAGGAUCGCAUUGUAAUGUCCGGAUUGAAAGUUUUCUUAAUUUUUUGCACAACUUUUGAAGAUAGCUAACUAAAAAUAGAGGCUUUGAUUGGAAAUAAUAGUUGAAAGAACUUUUAGGAUUUAUGAAGCAACUGUUCAACUCCUAUCUAGUUACGUGUCUAUUUUUGAAACAGUGAUCUUAGCUUCAUUAAAUAUUAUCUCUACAUCUUGAUUUUUGAAGUUCACAAGUGGGUGAAACAAAAAAUUUACUAAAUGAAGGGUGCCAUAAAAAAUAUUUUUUAUAUGUGUUUUUAUUUUUUUUUCCUUUCUUUAACCUUGCUGUGAGGGACGGAACUUCAGUUCAUUUUUUUCUUGAACAGCUACAGUUUUAUUUUUAUAUAACCUCAGGGAAGAUUAAAGUCUUUUUUUCUAAAUCGAGAAUAAUCGAAGCAAAAACCCCCAUUUAAGAUUUAAAAAAAUUCUUCUCUGAUGACCAUGAAAAAUUUAAAAAAAACCUAAUUGAAGAAGCUUUUAAUGAUUUUUCUUACUCUAUUUUUUUCAAGAUAAGAAGUAAGUCUGAAAAGAUUUAUUUGAGAAAUCUCUUUUCCUCCUUUUUUUAUUUCUAAUAUGGCCACUUUUCAAAGCAGCUAAUUUGGCCAAUGGUGCAGGAAGCUUAAGAAAAUUUCAUCGAGAUGAAGAUCAAUCAAAAAAAAAAUCAAAACUUUUAAUUUCUCACACGAAAGUACUAACAUUUUCGAAAUAGAUGUAGGGAGAAUGUGGAAAAAUAUUUUCUAGAUAAUAGAUAAGAAAUUAAUUCUUUUUUCGUUGAUGCCCACUGUUAUUUGAAAAAAUCCACUCAGAGAGUUUUCGAUCAAGUUUUUAUAUAAUGACAAUACGUUUUUGCGCCAGGACCGUUAAUAUGAUCUUUUUCUAUUUUUUUAAAAAAACUUCGACAAACUUUCAAGGCUAAAAUUUAAGGAUUUUUUUGAAAUUUUGUGGAUGUUGGAAGAAGCACAUCGCUACACCAAACCACCAGAAGGAGUUUGUCCACAAGAAUUUCUCAAUAACUUGAUAGAUUGGAAGGAAAAAACGAACAAAAAUGACAGAGAACACAUGUCAGGGUGUCAAGCGACAACGAACGGAGAUAAAAACAGGGCAGAAAUCAGAGUUGUUGCGGACCUCAGCACAAUCGGAUGCUUUUCAAAGACUUGUCACUCAUCCCGUCCAUUCCAUUCUCGGCUUCUUCCAAGCUGCUUCGUCUUCUUCUUUCCGCCCCGGACUCCCUCGCGUCUUUUCCUAUUUUUUGGGCAACAUACACACGUCUGACGGCGAUUUCUACAACAAAUUGGAUGGCAGCCGAUGUCCUCCAACUUGUCUCCUACCUUUUAGCCAACGUCUCAGACUUCACCACAGGUUCCUCAAUUUUUUGUGACUCUCUGCUCUUUUGGGUCCGGGAAUUUUCGCUGAGGAUCGAUGCCUAGAAGUUUUUGCUUGUUUCGUUCCUUUUCUUAGGUUUCUUGAAAAUCGUACUCGAAGACAACCGUAGAAACUUUUGGCUUCGGGUAGAUACGCAACCGCGAAGCAAUAUUCCUCUAAUCGCUUAGAUUUUAAAUGAUUUUCUUUGCGGUCUAAUGGGAAUAUUUGGGUUUUAUCCCCGACUAAGAGGAAUUUAAGGAAGAACAAAUAUAUUAAUUCAAUUUCAAAGAUCCCGGCCAGAAUUAAACUAACACUUUCAAAAUAGAAGAAAUUAGCAACGUUUUUUUCGGAGGGAAAUCAACUUUUUUUGAAAGCGACUUUUUAAAAAAAGGAAAAAGAACUAUUAAAAAAACUCUCGGUAAUUGAUAUCCUCUAAUUGAACAAAAAAAAUUAAUCAAACUGCAAGAAGGAGAAUUAAUUUAUGUGCUAUUGAAGGAUCAUGGCCCUUUGUGCAUUCGGUCGAAGCAAAAGGGGUUCUGCUAGAAAGCUUCAGGUGGUUUGAAAAAGAAAAAGAUUCCGUAGACUUCUCCAAUUUAAUUAGCAGUUCGAGCCAUCAUGAGAAGAGCAGGAAUCGUUUUGUUUUUGAUAGAAGACGAUUUUUCUCUUAGCUAACGCUCGGUUUCCUGCAGCAGGAAGCGCAGCUCGACUUCAGUUAAUUAUCGUACAUGCAAAUAUUUCGCGCCUCUCAUUAUCAGCUUGUAGGUCUAAUAAAAAAAAGGCCGCCUCCGUGCCGAACAUCCGUGCUCUAUUGAGACAUUCACGUCACACGUAGUCGUUUUUUUUUUCGGUUUUCCUCGGGGGUCCAUUUAAAAAUGACGCCGUUUGAACCAAUGCAGAGACAAAUGUUGCGAAGGGCCAAGAAUAUGGCAAACUCGCCCGAGGCGAUUCAUUUUCGCUCUAAUUUUAAUUAAAUCGUCUGUCGACGCACUCAUUCGGCCGUGAAGGCGUCGAUGAGCCGCUUGAUUGUCCUUUCCGCCUGUUUUAAUGACUUUUUAAGGGGGCUUGGUGUUUGAACUAGGCCUUAAUGCCCUUUCAAACUUUGUAGACAUUCUAUUUUUUUAACACGUGCUUUAAUUGUUAGAAAUUGAGGCGUUUUCAUAUUUUAAUCAUAAUGGAUCAAGGGAUUUGAAUCAAAAGCCUUUAAGCUGCAGAAUAAUAGGAAAAGGAAUUCAAUCUCUUUUCCAGCUUGUUUCCAUCGAAGAGUAAUUGCGGGUCGCAGGAAAUUUUUUCGAGAGUUUUUUAGCUAGGUUUCGACUAACUUCUUGAAGAGUCUAGGAGCUUACUGGAAUAGUUUUCGUUUUUUUUCUGCAUUUUGAUCCAGAGAAAAACUUCUGUGGGAAUCGGAUGAAUGGGUCAUUGCGAUUCUUUAGGAAUCAUUUGCGCGAAAUGACCCACCACUUGUCAUGCUUUUUGCUUAGAUUCGCCUUUUGCCUACCAGUCGGCUCCCAUUGCUUUUCCGAUCCGAGCUCGUUUUUGAGCAAGUACUACUUAUUAAGUAGACUUAUGCUCAAUGGCACUUGCGCCGGCUGUCGUUGUUCCAAAUGGCCACAUAAAUCUUAGGGAGAUUCCAAGAUUUUUUUUUCUCAGCGUCGUUGGAGACGAUUCAAGAAUUCAGUUUUUGAAGUGAAUGAUUGAAGUGAUUCGGUCUUCAGUGAUAGAACCUAGCUGAAGCUUUUGCUGUCCAUCGCGCUUGUCGGUGACCACUUCUGGGCGUCGAUAUUAAAUAAAACGUUUGCACGAAACUUGUCUGCCGUUAACAAGUUUUUGUGGUGAGAGCAAACGAGGAUGUGCAGCCGCACUCUUUUUCUUUUCGUUGCCUCUCCGAAAAAGCGCCCGAGGGCACAAUCGACCUACUCGAGUUGACCUCACCUGCCACGACCAUUGGGGUCCCAAGCGGGACUGUCAAAACAAGAUGGUAGAAUGGCUUUGUGACAAAAAACAAUUGUAUAGAAACUUGUUAUAGGUAAGAGAUGGCACGGUUCGGAACAAUAGUUAUCACUGUAAAAUAACCAAACUUUUAUCUUUGAUUUAUUUUGAUUUUAGAGCAAGUUUUAAAUUACCCAUUUUGAGAACGUUCCUCUUUGAAAUAACUGGAUAGUGCAUUUUUCAAGCUUUUUCAAACAGAUCAAGGAGAUUUCACAAAAAAGGUUAUUCAGAGAAAAUCUUGCUUUUUGAAAGAAGCAUAGGCAAAAUUAUGUGAAGGUACCGAGAAGAAGAACCUUUUUUAGAAACUUAUGACAGCAAAGGAAAGUUUUCCCUUCCCUAGUAAUGUUACUCGUUGUUCUAUGUAAUGAAUAGUUACUUUUCUAUCUGACGAUCGAUUAACUUAUAUUUUCCUAGGAAUAGUUACUUUUCUAUCUGACGAUCGAUUAACUUAUAUUUUCCUAGACCGGAUACUUUUUCGGCUUUCGAAUCACUCUGAUGCUACACUAGUUGUUUCUGCGGCUUUUCUCCAAGUUUGUCAGAAAUGCCCAGAAUAGUUCAGUCUCCCAAAACGCCGCCUAACUUUUUCUACAUGAUUGAAUUUGUUGCUGGGUAAUUGCGAAAGUAACUGGGAUAAAGUCCGCAAUAGGCUUAAAGGUAAAUUAAUUAUUCGGAAAAGGUCAGCCGACUGUGAAUUCCACGUAUGGCCCCUAAUUGAAAUCGUUAGCGCGGAGCUAUAUAUUAUAGUAAGUACCUACUCGGUGCAAACUUUCCCGCAGGUAAAGUAGAAUCAAUAUUAAAAUCAAAAGAUGAUAUUUCUUUCAAGUCUUGAAUUAUUCAAACGAGAAGUAUCGUUUUGAAACCGUUAAUAUUACAGUUUUCGGAAAAAUAGUCACCUCAAAGCAUCGUGUUGUACUUUAAAAAAAUGGAAGAAUGUUUUAAUUUUUACAUUAAUUGUUUUUUUCCGUUGGAAUAAAUUUUAAAAUUUGUUUUAAGUAAACUAUUUCAGUUGGAAAUUAUAUAUUUUUCAUUACCAGAGACCAAAGUUAUCUUAAAAAUUCCUAUGAAAGAAAAUCUUUUGAUUGAAUUUCUUUGCACUCAUUCCAAUCUGUCAUCGAAAUUGAGUGUUUGUUUUCUAUUUAUUUACCAAAUCUCUUGUCCAUUUUCGGAGUAACGCAGUAGUCGAAUCGCUUUGUUCCAAUGAAACUUGAUAUUUUGAAGGUUUUUUUUUUUGGCCAGAAUGCUUUCCAUUGUGUGCCGUCGCUUAAAUGCUUAGCCGCGAACAAGAAAAAGGAUGAAAAGGGGCGCGAAAAAUUGGAAAAGCUCUCUUGAAAAACCCAUUGUUUUGUGUCCUCGUGGUUCAAAUCGUGGCGCCCGCGUGAAAAAGAGUUUUUGGACUUUAAAGGACCAUUUGGAGGUGUGAAAUGAACAAAAAAAACUAGCAAGUGUUGCGUUUUUCCGAUAACAUAGUUCUGAUCAUAUAAAAUCAUAAAACGGCAUUCGUUCACUUUUUCUCGCCUUCAAAAGAUCUUUCGUGGGAUUUUUGAUUAAUUUACUUUUUCCUAGAAACAAGAUAGAAAAUAAGCGUCUAUAAAGGGAGUUGCAAAGAUGAUAAAAGGUCCAUUAACCAUAAAAAGGGCGAAAAAGGAAACUUUUUAUCGUAUUGUAAAGGUUUUUGAAGGAGUUACAUUUCUUCACUUAGGGUUUUUUUGAAGCUCACUUUUUCAUACUCUAGUAAAAAUCUUUUUUUUUCAGAAAGUCUUGUAAGUUCCGUGAAUCGUCUGCCUUUUUUCUGCUAAAUUGAUAGAAUGACUGAAAAACAAACGAGAAAAAACGUCUUUGUAUAUUUUUUCGAUCAUUAAGUCAGAAUGUUAACGAGCAUACUAGUACAAUAUCUUUGAAAAUUUCAAGUUCGCAGCACAAGUCGAUCAGAUCAUUUUCGUGAGUUGCGAAAAAGGAAGAUUUGUCUAGCUACUACAGCCCAAAUCAAUUCAAAACGCGCAAUUUUGGGAGAUUUCAGCGCUACGGUUACCAUGCUACAGCUGCAUGAGCCCCUAUCUCGAGGACCACUACGGCUACAUUUCCCACCUCUACAGGAAGCCAAUGUCUUUCGACGUUCAUUGCGAUAAACAUAGGUCUGUUCGUUUUUUUAUUUGAGCUGAUCCCAAAUAGAAAGAAGUUUCGAAAAGAAACAACUUGCUUGCCUGUCAGAUUGCGUGAUUUCUUGUUUUUUUUGCAAUAGUUCUUUCCUUUUUGCAGAAAAAGAAGUUAUUGGAAAUCUCUACAUUCUGAUCAGCUACUAAUAAUCUUAAGUUGCUUUUUAUUAAGCCAAAUCCAUGUUUUUUUUCGAUAAUGCAUAAAAAAAACUAUCGAAGGAGCAACAUUUUUUUUUUCGAAGAGUCUUAUCCUCUUUUCUGAAUAAAUGUGUGUAAAUGUGUAAUAGUGUGAUCAUAACUUUGAUAAAGUUCGAUUUUCCGUUAUUGUGAAUUUUUUAAAAAAUAAUUUUUAGUUUGGAUCGAAAUUAUUUGUAUAUGAAGAAUUGCUCGGAUAUGUGUAUAACGCUCAGGAUACACGAUGUCGUGGGAGGUUCGUUUUCUUCUCUUUUUGUCAAAGUAGCGAGUUCAGAAGAGAAUUUACUCUUUCAAAGGAAAGAGUAUAGAGUGUUCUCUUUCUUAACAAGGUUAAAAGCUACUUUCCUAGUUAAAGAAGUUUUUUUCACUCUGUAGCAAGAAGAAAUAAACUCCAGAAGCUUUUUAAAUUAUUUUUUUCCUGUUUUUGUUCGACCAGGCACUUUUUUUCACUUUUUCUUAUAAAUUAAUUCUCUAGAAAGUUGUUUACUUCUGAACAACUUGAAAAAAAGAACAAUCAUUUUUUUGUUUAUCAUGUGCGAAACAUUGAAAUUGAAGUAUGGGCAGGGGAGACUGUGAUGUGGAAAUUCAUUCUUUUUUUCUUAUCCUAAACUGUUUUGAUCGAUUUUUUUAUUAAUUUUGGUUGUUAUUUUAAAGAUUCUUCAGUAUUAGAUUGAUUGCGUCGUGACUUAAUACCCAAAAAAGAUCUGAACAUAAGAGAAUAAGACCUUUAAAAGAGUGCCUUCUCAGCCUUUCUCGGAAAAGCUCUUUUAGGAGGAAAAGAUUAAGGUAAAAGGAGAAUUCAAAGAGAAAGGUCCUAAAGAGAAAGGUUGAGGAGCGGAUAAGACAAUUCUUUAUCAGCGAAAAAUGGGGAAGUUCAGAUAAGUUUUCAGAGACGUCUGUCUUCUUUCAAAAUUGAUAGCUUUUUAUGAGAUUUUGGAGCCUCCUAAGCUGAAGGAGGGUCAAUCUUUGAAAGAAUUUCGGUAUUUCAAUUGAAGAAUCAUUGCAGGACGGCGAAGACACGGCUACCUGCGCGGCUGUCUGUCGGACCUGCAGGGCUACAAUCACACGGUAAUUCGUGGACUUGCCGAACGACAGGGAUGUCUCGGUUCGUUUUCUCCAUUACAAUGUCUCCCAAUUUAUUUCGUUCCAAUAGAAUAUUCCAUACUCCCUCACAGUUUUCUUACUUUUCUUUACGAUUUGAAAUUUUUGGAAAAAUUUGCUUAAUUACUCUUCAAUUGUCUAUAUUAGUACUUGCGCAAACUUGUCGUUCUUUAGAUAAAUAUUAUUAAACUUUGAAAAUUAGCUCAAAGCCCAUAUUUUGCAAUCUUGAACAAUUAUAUCUCCAAAACUGAUAUUUUGUGUAAGUAGUGACUAAAGGGAUUUUCAAUUAGACCUUUCGAGAAUUUUUGAGCGAUUCUGUAAGAAAUUACAAACGGCAAAGUAAAAUAAUCUCCCUUGUUAUGCAAAAAAAGUUUUUUUCUACUGUUUAAUUAUCUUUUUCAGUAUAACUUCACCUGUAUUUUUCGGUGGAAUUUUUUUAAAUGUUUGAUGCUUAGAAAUUUCGAUCUUGGAAUCAUGAAGAUGGCGAUCAAGCUUUCCAAAUUUUUUUACUUGCGAAAAUAUGAAUAUCAAUAUUUGAACCAAAGAAGAUUUGAUUUUGCCAGUUAGGUUUGUUGUUCUGGUCUGACAUCUCUUGAUUUAACCCAGGUUACGGCUAUCCCGAUUCUAUUUAAGGAAGUUUCAAUAACUUUAACUGUUAAGGAGUUGACUCUUUUCAAGAGUUUGCAUUUAACUUUGGCUAGUUUUCCUAUGAUUAAGAAUCUAUAAAAAAAAAUUGAUAAUCAAUAGAGACAUUUUUUUUUAUUCGAAUAGAGAAGAUCGUCUGAUUUUUUUAAGUUAGAAAUUUUUUUAAUUUUUUUCUCAGUCAUUGCAUUUUAUUCUUUUUUUGGAUAUCUUGUAUUUCGUCGCAAUUAUCAAUGUGGAUCCUGUACAAGGUAUUCGUAAAGCGUGGAAAAGUUUCAUUAUUUUGGAUAUGAACGAGUUUCUGAAUGGAAGAAGGUUUCAGAGACGACAGCUCGGGAACUGUUCCUGCCGACGGCGCAGCGCCAGGAGCUCGAACAGUUGCCUUUGGGCCUGUGCGCCUGCCACAACAGCCUCUGCAACGUGGCGACGUCGCCGUCCGUCGGCUUCUGCCUCGCCGUCCUCCUUCUCAUCUUCUUUCUUGUUUUCACCCGCUGA
This is a messenger RNA of Caenorhabditis auriculariae, 8513 nucleotides long. The record is from the annotation of a GenBank genome assembly. Lineage: Eukaryota; Metazoa; Nematoda; Chromadorea; Rhabditida; Rhabditidae.